AUGAUAGGGAGCAGAAUUACAAAAUGCGGAGAUCAGAGUGUCCGCGUAGCCCGCCAUACCAAUUAUUUAAAUGCAACAGAGCGACCACUGUCAAGUCUGUGCACUACGCCAGGUUUCCUGCGCCCAAACAAAGUGAGCGCUGGAUUAAAUGGGACAAAUAGAUGCAAUGGGAAAAAAGAAAGUUUCUUAAGAUUCGGGAUGAAAAAUCGUGGUAAAAAUAAGAAGAAACAGUGGAAACGUAUUUUGAACAAUAUUUCCACAGAACUACACGAUGCUGCUAAGCGUAGGGAACUAACAGCCGCAGGUUUUGUUGUUAAGAAGGAGGACGAAGUUAAAAUCGUCAAAGGCGACAAGGAGGCUGCCAAGGAUCAUCCAGAAAUUCCAACUGCUGGCAGUUUUGUUGAAAGAUGUGUUUAUCGACCAAGGAGGCGUUCCGUAUUCCAACGUUAUGUUGACAUUUGGGGUGAUGAACAGAGCAAAAAUGGUAACGAUUCUAUCAAAUCUACCGAUAUUGCCCCGAUAUUACCUCCUCCAGAGCUCAUCUGUCCGGCUGGCCAGUCGUACAAUCCCAGCGCAGUGGACCACCAGGUGCUACUGCUUCACGUGGCUAAGGAGGAGGUGAAGGCAGAGGCUGCGGCCAAUCCACGCACCGCCAGGAAGCAGAAGAAAAAACGACGGAAGCUGACCCAAGCUCAGCUUGAGGCGCUGCGAAUUAAGGCCAAGGAAAAGGGUAGGAAACCCACUGCUAAGGAGCUGGCAAAGCGGAUGCAGACGGAUUUGGAGAACAUCCCAAAACUGUUGAAGGAGAUUCGCAAGGAGGUCCGGCAGCAGGAGGUACGACGCCAGCGGCGCCAGUUGAGGGCAGCUAUACGCAAGUACGAGAAGACGCCCAAGUUCCCCACUUCCUUCCAACUGCCUGGUGAACUGGCCCCGUCGUUGCGUCAACUUAAGACGGAUGAAGCUUGGAUGAGGGAGGUGGAAUUCAAGCGCAACAAGCUGCCGCGAGCUCGAAAGACCCUCGGAAAGAAGGCUGAGACCACAACCUAUGUGCGCAGGAGUAGAAGAAACUGA
Echinococcus granulosus is the source of this 1071-nucleotide messenger RNA. RefSeq lists its product as hypothetical. NCBI's taxonomy places the organism in Eukaryota, Metazoa, Platyhelminthes, Cestoda, Cyclophyllidea, Taeniidae. Bases 1 to 1071 code for a protein of 356 amino acids. The record is from RefSeq and is a predicted model, not a curated record. The transcript has 7 exons.